AUGGGUAACCUGGUCACCCCGCAGGCCUCCUCCCCGCUCCCCGACCUCGCUGCUAGUGGCCCCUCGUCCUUCCCGCGGGGAACGGAGGGGUGUUUCCCGGGAAGAAGCAGUUUUAUCCCCCUCUCCCCCGGGCCCAGGACAGCAUCCCAGGCAGUAGGCUGGGCCGAGGACGGCGGGCCCGCGCAAGGGCGGGCUUUCUGGCCUGCGACCGCCUGGAUCUCAGCUCCCAGUGGCCGUGGGGAAGGCGCGGGGGCCGCGGCAGCCCCGACGCGGGCUCCCCCACCCGCAACCCCGCCGUCCUCGCAGGGACAUCGAGGGCCGUGCUUUCCCCGGCGGGCGCCCCCCACCCCCGCCGGCCCGUCACGGUGCUCCACACGGACGUCACGCACACCUCGGCGGCCGCGAACACCGCUGCCGUCUUCCCGCUUCCGGCCGGCACGCAGGGCCCGCAGACGCGGGGGCGCCCCGCUUCCGCGUCAGGGAGUGGCGUGGGUCGUGACGCCAUCGCGCUCUGACGCCAGACCCACGUGCGGCGCCGUCGCCCGGGAGACGCGCCCGGCCGUUUGGCGCUUGCGAACGGGAGGUGGAGGUGAGAGGCCCCGGGCUCCCUCAGCCGGCGUCCCCGGCUCCCCCGGGCGGCGGUUCCGGGGCGGGGCGCCCGGGCCUGACCGCGGCCCCGGGCCUCCGACCCCAAGCCUCCCUCGGCCUGGACCCCUGACCCCGUCCCCCCCCCCCACCCGCCUCCUCGGCCUCCCAGCCCCGCUCCCCUCGGUCCCCGGCCCCCCGCGCUCCCAGCCUCCUCGGCCUCUGACCUCGCACCCUCUAGGCCCCCGACCCCGCGCCCCCCAGCCCCCUCGCCCCGGCCUCCUUUCUCAUUCCUGCCGUGGCCGGCCCCUGCAGCACGCAUUAGGAAGGGGCCGACCUCAGUUUCCCCCGCAGUUGGUUUCUGGAAGACCCUGCUACGUCUGGAGCGCCAUUGGACGCUGA
Molecule: messenger RNA, 987 nt
Organism: Dipodomys ordii (Ord's kangaroo rat)
Lineage: Eukaryota; Metazoa; Chordata; Mammalia; Rodentia; Heteromyidae
Product: vegetative cell wall protein gp1-like
Exons: 1
Coding region: 1-987 (328 amino acids)
Source: RefSeq, a predicted model, not a curated record